GACAGAAGGAACCCAAAUAGAGAGCCCGCGACCUGCAACUUUUUCCCGCGGAAAGCCCGCACGCGCCGACCGCGCGAAGCACACGCACGUGCGUGCGUGCGUGCGUGCAGUUCGGCCGAGUUGGGGCGAGCGAGCGUUGGAAGUUGUACAGUUGCAGCUAGCUGAGCUCGCGGAGCUCGCUAGCUCGCGGGAUUAUUUACUGCUGGGGGCAGCGGCGCUUCGCGCGGAGCCGACUUUUCACUUCUCCUGCACUGUUUCUCGGAAAAGCAAUACGCGAUACUACGGGCCUCCGUCGUAGACCUGGGAAGCGUCCGCCCGCGGGUUCGGUCCAUCUGUUCUUCAUGGCUCCACGGUAGGACUGGGAGCCCGAGCACGUCCACCCGCCGGCGCCUCCCUCCAGGCUCUGCAGGGAGAUGUCGAUCACGGUCCGGUGACGGCUGCCGAUCGAUGCGCCUGACCUGCGAUUCCAUGCCAUUCGCACACCUGAGGGUGGCGCCCGCCUCAGUCUUGCGUGAUUGGCUUCUGGAUGGAACUGAGGUGGCUCGACGGUCCAAAGAGGAAGCGGAAGAACAGCCAAUGUGCCGUGAAGAGCAUGUCAGCGCUCAGCCUCUCUACUCCAGGGUACGUACCCAGCUAUCUGGAGAAGGACGAGCCGUGCGUUGUCUGCGGGGACAAGGCCACUGGGUACCACUACCGCUGCAUCACAUGCGAGGGCUGCAAGGGCUUCUUCCGCCGGACCAUACAAAAGAACCUUCACCCCUCGUACACGUGCAAGUACGAUGGCUGCUGCGUCAUCGACAAGAUCACCCGCAACCAGUGCCAGCUGUGCCGCUUUAAGAAGUGCAUCGCUGUUGGCAUGGCCAUGGACCUGGUGCUGGACGAUGACAAGCGAGUGGCCAAGCGGCGUCUUAUUGAGGAGAACCGGGAGCGGCGGAGAAAGGAGGAGAUGGUGAAGACCAUGCAGACCCGGCCGGAGCCGACCCAAUCCGAGUGGGAGCUCAUCCGUAUCGUGACGGAAGCUCACCGUCACACCAAUGCCCAGGGCUCCCACUGGAAGCAGAAGCGCAAGUUCUUGCCCGAAGACAUUGGACAGUCCCCUGUGGCGCCCACCUCGGACGGAGACAAAGUAGACCUGGAGGCCUUCAGCGAGUUCACCAAGAUCAUCACGCCUGCCAUAACCCGUGUCGUAGACUUUGCCAAAAAACUGCCCAUGUUCUCUGAGCUGCCUUGCGAGGACCAGAUCAUCUUGCUGAAGGGAUGCUGCAUGGAGAUCAUGUCCUUGCGUGCCGCUGUGCGCUACGACCCUGAGAGCGAGACGCUCACCUUGAGCGGGGAGAUGGCCGUCAAGCGAGAGCAGCUAAAGAACGGUGGUCUUGGUGUGGUUUCCGACGCCAUCUUCGACCUGGGCAAGAGCCUGGCGCAGUUCAACCUGGAUGACUCGGAGGUGGCGCUGCUCCAGGCCGUGCUGCUCAUGAGCUCAGACCGCACGGGUCUCACCUCUGUGGAGAAAAUCGAGAAGUGCCAGGAGACGUACCUGCUUGCGUUCGAACACUACAUUAAUCACCGCAAGCACAACAUUCCACACUUCUGGCCAAAGCUGCUGAUGAAGGUUACGGACCUACGAAUGAUCGGAGCCUGCCACGCCAGCCGUUUUCUGCACAUGAAAGUGGAGUGUCCCACCGAACUGUUCCCUCCGCUCUUUCUGGAGGUGUUUGAAGACCAGGAGGUCUGAAGCCUGACUGGAGGGUGGAAAGGGACAAGGCGGACAGCCUCUCCGAACUUAAGACAGCAAAGAUACCAGCAGAAGUGAAAAGGCUUUACUGUUGUUUGGACUUUCUUUUCUUGCCGUUGGUUUUCAAGGGUGGCCCUUAUGUCAUUGAAUUCGGGUACCUAAUCAUAGUACAGGCACCGAUACCAAUGCGCAUUUCACUACACACAGACACAAGGUGGCCCUCUUUGCAACGCUGCUGCCGUUGCAUCCAGUUCUACCAGUUGCAGUAUUCCAGACCGAUCCGGCUCCGUAGCGGAAGUGAUUGUUCUGGGAAGUGCACAGGCAAACGCACGCAGCAGAAUUUUGUGAAAAGCUGUUCAGAGAAUCUUGACGUGGCACUCUCGAGAAGAAGUCGUGUUAUCGCUCCCAGGCCGUCUACUUGUCUAGAUGUCUUUACUGGUCAUACUUAUGAAAACUAUUGACUUCUGGGGUGUUUGUGGUACACGUCACCGUUCUUCAUCCCCCCUCCAAAGUCAGUAGCAGUAGUUUUUCCUUCGAGAUGUGUUGGCCUGGCGCACUGCACUUUCCAGGACGUUGCAUCGUUCAAGCAAACUUCAGUAUUCACAGCACUUAGAAUGUCACCUUUUUGGAAGGUCCUGGGAUCACGUCCAUAACAUCGAUCCCUCCACGCUUGCACACGCUGUUUUUAGAAUUUGGUGAAAAGCCACAUUGGUUCACAUUGUUGUCUCGUAACGUUUUGUUCUCAAGUGGGUGGCUGUGUGGCCAAAACUACGGGUCGUUCUCCCACCCUCUUGCUCUCAGACCACAUCCACACCAUACAAACCUCUAGGAAUCAAACCUGCAUUUACUGUACAGGCCAAAGUUCUGGGGCCGUGGCCUACUGGCACGAAGCCCAGAGCAGAUCCUCGUUAAGGCAGGCUCCACAAGCGCUCCGACUUGCUCAGGGCCAGCGCCACGGGGGUCACUACCCCAGCGAGGGCCCCAAUAGCUGAGGUUCGAGCCCUGCCUCUGUACUGAUAGGUUCUACCUCACCUCAGGGCAGCUGCUCAUAAACCACAUUUACAUAUUCACUAACAAACAGUAGUAUACUCAGUCCUGGCACAAAGUUUUACUCUUUGUUGAACCGCUAGUUUACACAGACAGUGGUUUUAAAACCACUGAAACAUGAGGGGCCACCAUUUACUGUUAUGAUCCUUUUGGUUUUUAGGCUAGCCUAUCGAGCUCUUUUCUUUCGGAUGGGUGACCUUGGGUGUUAGUCAAGUUACCCAGCAUUCUGCUUCCCUCACGACGUACAGCCUCCAACCAAAAUGUUGAAACUCGUAAAACUGCAAACCAGUGGGAUGUUCUUGAGGAAAACUGACAGCUCCACACAGCGUUCAUCGAUCAGCCGUUUACGGGGAAGACGUGGUCGGCUGAUGGACUGUGGCUGAAAGGCAAGGUAUUCUGCUACCAUCGCAGCUUCGCCAGGCUCGGUCGUUCGUACCACGUGGACCAUUUGCAGAAAACAUCCACUUCCUCUCUUAACUGUGUGACGGAUCAACCCAUGUCUAUGUCACAGAGCCUUCUUGGAGAAAAAUGAAACCCAGCAUCCUCUUGGGAAUCCCAGGCAUGUUGUCAAAACUUACAACCCAUAAACGCCAUGUAGGCUCCAGUACCCAAGACACCGAUUGCACUUAGGAUGACCUUUGUCAAAAGGAGGAAUAAAAACAUCCCUCUAUUUUGUCACUCAGAAAUAGUAGUCCAUUAAAAAUUUGGUUGGCCAAAUUUAAUUUGGUUAAGGCAAGCAAAAUUAUGGACAAAAGGAAGUUUCCCACCUUUACACACAAACGAGAAGGGGGUGGGGAAAACAGACAGCAGCAGUUUUUGAAAGUUUACAAGCGCGAAUGAGGGCAAAACGGGAUGAGUCUUUGCCCGCGACCCCAAUUCGAACGAAACCGAAAGCACUUCUGUUGUUCCUCCUAUCAAAGUAUCACUGUACUCUCUCCUUGAAGGAUGAAUGUGUCAUGGUCUGCCAUAGCUUCCUUGCCUUUGCCUCUCAUAUUUGCGGAGGAGGAAGAAAACACCAGAAAUGUGUGUGUCUGAAAUCUCUGUAUGGUAAAUGAAAUAUGUGAACCUACAGAGUAAAAAGGAGUUUUUUUUUUUUCCUCCCCAGUUUCAUAACCAGGCUGUUCCUGUGUGACAUUUACAGCUACAGCUGCUGCUUUUCCUUAAAAAGAUGAAUUUAAAACCCUUGUACACAAAUUUUUUAAAUUAUUCUAAAACUUAAGAACAAUGAUCUGCACUUGGAGACUUUUUUUUUUUCCUCAUGUUCUCUGUGUUUUUAAUCUCUAAUUCUUGUCUGCUCUGUGUUAACACAGAAAUUGUCACUUUUGGUCAUGCGUGGAGUGUAACCUAGACUCGAACGUGACUUUAUUUACCUCACACCCUGCUUUGUAUUGAUAAGCCAGCUGUUUUUUUUUUUUUUUUUGUCCUGUUCUUUAUGUCAGAAGGAAUUUGCAACCCUUGUAAACAGAAAUAUAACCUCAAGGAAGAACUGAAAUUGCAAAAAUAACAGUGACAAGCUGAAACAAGUACUGAAACACAAUCUGCUUAUACCUCACACAACAUGUAGCUCAGAAAUGUUGGACAAAGAAUUAUGCGGAAGGGUUAUGCAGGCAUGUGCAACGUGCGAGCAAAACGUUUCCUAGAAAUGAGUAAACGGGCAUGUCUACGCAUGCAUUUGUGCCGAUUACAUUAGAAAAAAAACCUCUUUAGGUUUGGGAAACUCGUUAUUUUAGAACCGCAACGGUACAUCCCCAUUUGAAUUGGCACGAUGCUGCUCUAUUGCCUCCCGUUGCAAGGGAUUGUGGGAACGAAGCAGCGGACAGUGUUCUGAAACCGGCGCAGCGCCUCGUUGAGAAGAUCCUGCCAUCCUUCGAUCUCCAAGCAGUUCUGUCCCAGGGUGCAUAGCACCAGGAAGCCUGAAGAGGUUAUUUUUUUGUGUAACGGUUCGGUUUUGAAUGUAGAUGAGCGGACUGGGCUGCAGACGGAGCCCAGAAACCAAAUGUCCCUUUGGGUCAUAUGACCAGGCAGCACAGAGCAUCAAAUCAGCAGUACACACCAUACAUUAAGUAUUGCCCAUCUGCCAGAUACAAAACGUGUUGUUUUAUCUCAUUUAUGUGUUUGUUUGUGUUUUGUUUUGGCCAUAACUAAGGAUGUAAAGGCAGAUACAUGAAAUAAAGUUUAAAAGUAUAUUUAUGCUGAGGGCUUACAUGCUGUUUGAGACUUGUCGGUCAUGCUGUCGGCUGUUUUACUUUAAAUAGUAAAUAUGAU
Molecule: messenger RNA, 5044 nt
Organism: Scleropages formosus (Asian bonytongue)
Lineage: Eukaryota; Metazoa; Chordata; Actinopteri; Osteoglossiformes; Osteoglossidae
Product: thyroid hormone receptor alpha
Exons: 9
Coding region: 527-1732 (401 amino acids)
Biological process (GO): retinoic acid receptor signaling pathway; negative regulation of transcription by RNA polymerase II; cell differentiation
Cellular component (GO): RNA polymerase II transcription regulator complex
Molecular function (GO): nuclear receptor activity; RNA polymerase II cis-regulatory region sequence-specific DNA binding; zinc ion binding
Source: RefSeq, a predicted model, not a curated record